CAUCUGCCAGAAGAACCCAAUGGUAUUUUAAAGGUUGCUACAUAUUUAUCCAUUGUGUUAUUGUGUAUUGUUAUCAAGUAUUUAAAACCGUAGUGAAUCCGACAUCAAAAAUAAGCAUGUGAUGCAAUCAGCAUGUGAUACAAACAACACUGGACAAUAAUUGCGAUGUUAUAGCUCAAUUACAGAAGAUCCGACAGAGUGUGAAGUUUUACUGAAGGGAUUUAUUUUAUUGAAAAGUCAGAAAACAUUUAGGUUAUCGGAACAUGGUUUCCGGAACGGUCGUAGCUCUCGCUGGAGUCCUCGCAGGACUGGUUUACUUUACCUUUUUGAGGAAGCCCAAAUGGAAAAAUGCUCCCCCAGGACCUCGUGGAUUACCGUUACUUGGAAAUAUUUUCCAAAUGGACAAAUUCCAACAUGUAACAUUUUGCAAGUGGGCGAAGGAGUUCGGACCGUUGAUUAGAGUAAAAUUUGCUUCAUUAAACAUGAUUGUCGUCUCGGACUACAAAAUGGCCAAGGAGAUGUUUUCCCACUCCUCAUUUUCUGGCAGGAUGGAUUUUACACCCUUCGAUUUAAUCCUGGAUGGAAAAUUGCAUGGAAUCAUCAACACUGAGGGCGAACAUUGGGAAGAACUUCGGCGAUUCACGCUGCGACAAUUGCGCGAUUUUGGUUUUGGCAAGGGCUCGAUGCAGGAUUCCAUAAUGUUGGAAGUCAACGAGCUUAUCGACCUCAUUAAAGAAAACGGCGAAAAACCUGUUGAUAACAUCAAGCAGCGCCUUCUGCUGGCCGUCGUAAAUUCGUUGUGGGCAAUUUGCACGGGAAUCAGGCACAAACAGAACGAUAAACAACUUUUGGGCAUGAGCGAGAAGGCAAAUAAAGCAUUUGAUGGCGUGGUAGAGGGUGGGAGUGUUAUUCUGUUUGUGAGAUGGCUAAUCUAUGCCUUCCCAAAGUGGACUGGAUACGAUAAGAUAAAAGUAGCACUAGUUGACUUGGCCGAUUACAUGCGAAAACCAAUAAUUGAUCAUAAGAAAACGAGACAGGAUGACUUUGAUAGAGAUUUUACGGACGCGUUUUUAAAAGAGAUUGCGAAAACGACAGAUCCGAAUUCAGCAUUUAUGGGGAAAUUAGGAGAGGACAACCUUGUCACAACGCUGGGCGAUUUAUACCUUGCCGGAACCGACACAACUGCAACCACGCUCUCGUGGAUGAUUCUGUACCUCAGCAAAUUUCCAGAAAUUCAGAAAAAAUUUCAACAAGAAAUUGAAUCCGUUACGGGCAAUACCAGACCAAUUUCAGUGUCAGACAGACCAAACAUGCCAUACACGGAAGCUCUGAUUGCAGAAACGUUACGUUUCUCAUCCAUUGCACCGAUAGGAGUGCAACACAGAGCCUUGAAGGAUGAAAUGUAUAAAGGUUAUCUUAUUCCGAAGGACACCGUAAUCACGGCAAAUUUAUACCACAUCCAUUUUGACCCGAAAGUCUGGACUGAUCCUGAGAACUUCAGACCGGACCGAUUUUUGAGUCCGGAUGGAAAAAUAUUUAAGAAACAUGACGCCCUGAUUCCAUUCUCCACGGGGAGGAGGCAAUGUCUCGGAGAAACUUUGGCGAGAGACAGCAUUUUCCUAUUUUCGACCAACAUGGCGCAAAGAUUCGACAUUACUUUUGAUAAGAAUGGACCAGAAAAUGGUUUCGAGUGCGAAUUGUCCUUUCUACUGAAGCCUAAACGGUUCAAUGUAAUUUUUAAGGACAGAUUAGCUUAAGUUAAAAAUGUGAUGACUUGUAGUUGAGAAUCAAAUAUUUAGAGAUGAUUUAUAAUUGUAUCAUUCGGAUUGUAAAAUUGUAAAAUUCGGAUUAAACAAAUGGAUACGUAUAA
Molecule: messenger RNA, 1870 nt
Organism: Folsomia candida
Lineage: Eukaryota; Metazoa; Arthropoda; Collembola; Entomobryomorpha; Isotomidae
Product: farnesoate epoxidase
Exons: 8
Coding region: 264-1757 (497 amino acids)
Molecular function (GO): monooxygenase activity; heme binding; oxidoreductase activity, acting on paired donors, with incorporation or reduction of molecular oxygen
Source: RefSeq, a predicted model, not a curated record